Messenger RNA from Hemiscyllium ocellatum (epaulette shark), 4331 nucleotides. It is a transcript of the gene ercc6l, whose product is annotated as excision repair cross-complementation group 6-like. The record is from RefSeq and is a predicted model, not a curated record. Gene Ontology annotation, molecular function: ATP binding; DNA translocase activity; ATP-dependent chromatin remodeler activity. The transcript is spliced from 4 exons. The coding region runs from base 31 to 3600 and encodes 1189 amino acids. NCBI's taxonomy places the organism in Eukaryota, Metazoa, Chordata, Chondrichthyes, Orectolobiformes, Hemiscylliidae.
GCGGUUGGGCUGCGCGCGCUGCGGGCAGUAAUGGCGGCGCAGGGCAGCGGCACGGAGCCCGGCUCCGAGCUCUCUCCCCGGUGUCUCCGCCGGUACCAGGAGCUGCUGAGGCGGGCCAAGGAGGAGGCCCGGUCCGGGGAGCUGAGGCAAGCCGUAUUGGUCCUACGGGAGGCCCAGGCCGUGUGGCCUAGCAGCAGUAAGGUGUCCCGGAGAAUCGAGAGGCUGGAGCAGGUGCUGCGGGAAAUGGAGGGCGAUGAUGAAGAGGAGGAGGAGGGGGACGGGGAAGGGGAGGAGGAGGAGGAGGAGUUUACCGCCCUGCCUGCCUCCGGGCUCCUGCUGUACCGGCCCCUCUACCUCCGCCUGUACCCCCACCAGCGGCACGGCGUGGCCUUCCUCCACCGCCUACACCGGGACGGCCGGCCCGGCGGCAUCCUGGCCGAUGACAUGGGCCUCGGCAAGACCGUGCAGCUGAUCGCCUUCCUCUCCGGCAUGUUCGACGCCGAGCUGGUCCGCUGGUGCCUCCUGCUGCUGCCCAGCGGCCUCAUCCGAAACUGGGCCGCCGAGUUCGGCCGCUGGACGCCAGGCCUCAGGGUCAGAGAGUUUCAUGGCACGAAAGCAGAGAGGACCAAAAAUCUGGAGAGAGUGCAGCGGAAAGCAGGUGUGGUCAUCACCACAUACCAAAUGGUGAUUAACAACUGGCAGCAGCUCUCCAGCCUGGAUGGCCAUGAGUUCACCUGGGAUUACCUUGUUCUUGAUGAGGCCCACAAGAUCAAGAGCAAGUCCACCAAGACCUUCAAGUGUGUCAGUGCCAUCCCUGCCAAGCAUCGUAUCUUGCUGACUGGAACCCCCUUGCAGAACAACCUGCAGGAGAUGUGGUCCCUCUUUGACUUUGCAUGCCAGGGCUCUCUGCUGGGCACUGCCAAGACCUUCAAGAUGGAGUAUGAGAACCCCAUCACGCGAGCUCGGGAGAAGGAUGCCACUCCAGCUGAGAAGGCUCUAGGGUUGCGCAUUUCUGAGAACCUUAUGAGGAUCAUUGAGCCCUACUUCCUGCGGCGGACCAAGGAGAACCUGCAGCUGAUGCAUGAGUCUGUGCAGGUCCAGCCAUCCAACUCUCCUUGUGAGGCCCAGAUGCCAGGCCUGACCAGGAAGAAUGAUCUGAUUGUCUGGGUCUACCUGAGCCACAUCCAGGAGGACAUCUACCAGAGGUUUGUCUCAUCAGAGCAGAUCCAAGAGCUGCUGCAAAGUAGGCGUUCCCCCUUGGUGCAGCUGACUAACCUGAAGAAGCUGUGUGACCAUCCGAGGUUGCUGUCCCGCCGUAUCUGCCAGGAGCUGGGCCUCGGUGGCUCUGAAGGGGAAGCUGCAGACGAUAAUGCUGCCAGUGACAUUAGCCAUGUGCCUGACCAGGACCUCAUCAGUGAGUCGGGGAAGCUGGUCUUCCUCCUGGGUCUGCUAGAGAAGCUGCGGGAAGAAGGCAGGCGCACUCUGGUCUUCUCCCAGUCAAGGAAGAUGCUGGACAUUAUCCAGCGUGUCCUCACCAACCGCAGCUUCUCCUGCAUGAGGCUGGACGGCACCAUGGCCCUGCCAGACCGACAGAAAAAGAUCGAGGCGUUCCAGCAGCGAGAGGACCACUGCGUCUUCCUCCUCACCACCCAGGUCGGUGGUGUAGGCCUCACCCUCACUGCAGCAAACCGGGUAGUGGUCUUUGACCCCAGCUGGAAUCCUGCCACAGACGCCCAGGCAGUGGACAGAGCUUACAGAAUUGGCCAAACUGACAAUGUUGUGAUCUACAGGCUGGUGACCUGUGGCACUGUGGAGGAGAAGAUAUAUCGGAGGCAAAUCUUCAAAGACUCGCUGGUUCGUCAGUCGGUUGGUGAGAAAAAGAAUCCCUUUCGUUACUUCAGCAGCCAGGAGCUGAGGGAACUGUUUAUCCUGGAGGAUCCCCGGGCAUCGAGUACACAGAAGCAGCUACAGUCCAUGCAUGCCAGUCAGAGACGCACAGACAGCAUCUUAGACCAACACCUCACCUUCCUGCAUACCCUGGAGAUGUUCGGAGUGACUGAUCAUGAUCUCAUCUUCUCCCAGGACACUGCCUCUGAUGAGGAAAACGACCCUGAGUCCAGGAAUUACAUCCAGCAGCGAGUGCAGAAGGCCCAGGAGCUGGUGGCAGCUGAGUCCCAACUCCAGCAGCAGUUGGUCCAAAAUAUCCGCGCCAAUACUGAAGCUGCCAAGCUGAACCGACCACGAGACUCUCAUCCUCUACCAGGUAGUAGAGGAGGCACGACCAGACCCAAGCCAGUUUCCACCAUCAGCACAGUGCCAGCGUUGUACGAAAACCCCAUUGGCCCUCAGUCUCCAGUGGAGACAGUCGAUCUAACGGAGCCCAUCACUGAUGAGGUGCUCAACCUGAGCAGCAAGUUAGCUGACCUGCCGAUUGAGACAAGCAAACCCAGUAACAGUGUGGUGAUGUUGGACAGCUCUCUAACACACGCUGAUAAUGAUAUUCCUGAAGAGGAGGAGCAAUAUCCCACUGAGUGUCAAAGUGACACCUCCAAGGCACAGCUGUCCACCUCUGCAGCUAACUCCCCUGGCUCCAAAGCCCUGUUUGAAUCCAAUUUCAACCUGAUCUUGGAGGAGACGAUGGAGGAGGAUGAGGAGUGGAAACCAGGUUGCGAGGAGAAGGGAACUGAAGCCAAACUGGUGAUUGAGGAAUCUCCCUUGCCUGUGACCAAAGCCAAGCCAGAUGGAGAUUUGGAGCGGCUGGUUUCCCCAGGAGGUAGCAGUCUUGGAGAUGAGUCGUGCAUGCUCCAACCGUGGAAGAAGCCUCACGGUCGAGUGAUCGUCAGUGACAGUGAGGAGGAAGCUAGUAGCGACCUCCAUUCAUGUAGCGCAGUGGAGCAACCUCCUGCUCUGUCUGCAACAAGCCCGGUGCUCCAGGCCUUCUGUGUGGCAGCUGCUUCCACCCCAAAAGGGUUUUACUCCCCUCUCCCGACCCUCCUGGACAGGAGCGGCAAUCACUCCGUGGCCUCUAGGCGGUCUGCUGUUGGCCUGGCUAUUGAUGAUGUGGAGGACCUGGACCACUCAAUCCCUGAUGCUGCUGAUGAAGGUGAUGACAACGAGGAGGAGGAGGAGGAGCAAGCGAGUUCGCCCAGCGACGUUGAAGAGGUCGGAGAGACUGAGCAGGCAGCUGAACCCAGUGAAGAGCAGCCAGGUGAUCAGUUCAUGGAAGAAGCAUCCUCUGAGAGGCGGAGCCCAGAGCUCGGAACAGCCAGCAGUGACAACGGGCUCUCCGAGUCCUGCAGCAUGACGACAGGGAGUGAGGAAGAACAGUCCGGGACCUAUGAGCCGGAGCUUGGCUCCGAUGAACAGCUGGAUCCCUACACCAAGGCAGUCAAUGUGUCUCUGCUUGAUACAUGUUCACCGAGCCAGGAAUCUGAGCUGGAUCAAUAUGAGAGGCUGGUAAAACGUGGCAAAGAGCAUAUAGAGAACGGGCAGAUGAAGGCAGCUCUCAACUGCAUGUUAGAAGCUCUGGAUCUCCGGAGUGGAGAUCCAGAGAUUCAGUUAAUAACAAUUAAACUGUACCGGCAACUGGCUCAGAGCUGAUCGGGGGACGGUGUGUUCUCCUGUGACUGAUCAGUAAACCCUUCAGCUCUCACCGGCACUGACUGCAUCGGACAGAGUCCUUCAUUGGCAGUAUUGAUGGGUUUUUUAAAAAGUGAUAUUGCAAAGUGCUGUCUGGUAACAGUCAACUGGGAGGAACCAGAUAUGUUCAAAUCUGGCACACUUCUUCAACCAGAAUUCCCUUGAAACAAUGUGAACCCGUUCCCUCACCUUCUCUGCUUUUGCUUGUAUAUUCCUUUUCCACUUCCUCCUCCAUUCCUGCCCCUGGGAUAUUAGUGGAGUAUGAGCCCACACGUUCCCCAUGAAGCUGCUGUAUCUGCCAGUGACCUCCCCAGUACACCCAGCUCUGGUUUGGUUCUGAAGACAGGUUGGAGUAUGGGCGGUGGAACACGGGUAGCUGUCCAGGGCUCUCGUUGCUUGGGAAACCUCUGCGCUUGUUGGAAUCCCAGCAGAUUGAUCUUCACAGCACAUUAUUUGAACACCAGAUGGUGGCACUCACACAGCAGUUAGUCUUUUAGCAAUUUCAAAUAUUCCCUCUGAUUAAGAGGACAGCAGACCCCAUCCCUCCCUUGGGAGGCUGUGUGUGUGUGUGUGUAACAUCUUGAGAAUUGCACAACCCAAGAACUCUGGUUUUGGUUGGUAAUUUUGUUGUUGUAUAAAUGUUUAGAAUGUAAUUUUCACUGUACCUCCACUUUAAUGCUGAAUAAAAUGAU